CUCUGGGUUCAGGCCUUUGCGCUGAAACUAUAAUACAGAAGGGCAUACCAACAUCACUGAUUGUUGCUGGAUUUUUUCUUGUGACACCGGGAACGUGAUAUGGCGCAGUCCAAUGUCCCCGGACGUGCGACAGGCAGAGGCUCUACCAAAAGAAGCCGCGAUGCCGAGAACGACUUGACUGCAAGCCUUCGGCGCAAUAUGAGGAACGUGCCAGGAGGACGGAACCCAACUAUGCGGGGACAACUUGACAUGGCAAGGCCAGGGAGCGCGACGACUUCUACCGAUCCUCCAAACAACAGCAGCGUUGUCGGCGUCAUGGCACAACGAGAGUGCCCCAGCCUGAACCUGCAGGCCUUGCAAUCCAUGACCGGAACCUUUGGGGCAACGGCCCUGGCGACGUUCAUGCAGCAUUCCGCCCAUCCGCCAAGUUCUGUACCGCGUACGGCAGGUGCGGCGCCCAGCGCUGCCCAGCCACAGCCACAGCCGGCGAGUGCAGCACGGGUCGCUAACUCCGACCUGAACCAACUCCUGCUGCAAAGUAUCAACCAAACCGCUGCCACACCGGCAACAGGCGCCCCAGCGCCCGUAUCCAACGCCAUGACAGCGCCGCGCCAGUCCAUGCAUGGGGCUUACGGCAGUCUGUCGGCUAACGCUCAAGCGAACGCAAACCCUGGACAAGCAAGCCAACCCAUUCCAGGGCUGCAACACCACAUGCAAGUGCCGUACGGUGGCAUGCUAGCGCCAUCGGUGCAGCAGUUGGCGAUGCAGCAGACGGGCACCGCUCAGCAGGC
This is a messenger RNA of Astrephomene gubernaculifera, 791 nucleotides long. NCBI's taxonomy places the organism in Eukaryota, Viridiplantae, Chlorophyta, Chlorophyceae, Chlamydomonadales, Astrephomenaceae. The record is from the annotation of a GenBank genome assembly.